CACAUCCCUCGCGUCGACAGUCAUGGCGGGGAACGAGGAGAACGAUGCGGUCUCCGCUCUCGCGGGCUUCUCUCUCAACAGCUUGCUCAGUGAUCUAUCCCUUCCCGGAGGUGCUGGAAUUACCAGCCAACUCGGCCUCGGCGGCGGCGCAGGCGCGCUUUCCUCAGAGCAAAUAUACAACGAUGUCUACGAGGAUGACUACGGCCCUUUCGAAGACGACGAGGAUGAGGAGAUACAGCAGAUUCAAGACGCACCGCCUGCUGAGCCCCAGCCCAAGCAAAAGCGCGUCAAGGUCGUUAAACGGCUGGUUGAGCGACCGAAGACGGUGUACGAGCGGUUCCCGACGUUCGAGAAGAACAAAGUGCUGGACUUCACGGAGCUGUUUAGGGGGGAGACGAUCAGGAAGUCGAGGAUCGCGAGGAGGCCGUUUCAUGUUGAGUUGACAUACGCGCGUAAACGCGAGGUGCCGAAGAACUACCUCGAUCUAGUCGUGGGGGAUACGAAGCGACAAGUGGAGAACAAGCGCGUCGAAGAGGUGGUCUCUGCAGGCAGCAUUGAGUCGGACUUGCGACAUGCGCUUGAGGAACGCGACGGCACUGAAUCAGCCGUCAACCUCCCACUACACGAUCGCACCUUCGACCUCGUACUGCUUUCCAACUGGGAAGACCAGAUUGUAUACGACCCAGAGAGUGGCCCCACGGCCCACAGCUCGAAAGCCUUCGAUAUGCACGCCGAUACUAGUCUGAAUGCGCGGUUGAAUGACAAGGUGGAGUCUGGCGCGUGGACGCAGAGCAUUAUCUGGGGUCCGCACCAGCCUUUCCGCGACUUCACUCAACUGGAGUUCAACCACGAAGACGAUGUUGUGCCAGAGGAGAGGCAGGUCGAGCAAACGCGGCCACGGAAGCGCUUCAGGCUCGAUCCGAGCCAAGUUCGGGACAAGCUUAACAUCUCGAACGACCAGUACUACGAGGUGUCGAAAGAGCGGCAUCGCGUGCGGCAAACCUUCGGCCAGAUCCAGGUCGAGCAUGCCUACCCUGCGCAGAAGUUGCAGCUGCCCUUCUACAAGACGCGCCUGUCCAAAGCCGAAGCUCGCUCCUUCCACCGCCCCGCCCUGCAAUUCCCCAGCAACAUCGAGCUCACCUUCUCCAAAGUGCGCACAGCAAAGAAGAAAAAGGACCGCGCAGGUCGCAAGCUUGGCAAGGGUGGCAACGUUGCCGAAGGCUUGCACAAAACCACUGACCUCAGUCUGCGCGAUACGAGCAACUUCGUACUGUGUGAAUACUCGGAGGAGCAUCCGCCUGUGGUGCCCAACUUUGGUAUGGGGAGCACGUUGGUGAAUUACUACCGCAAGAAGGACGAUAAGGAUGAGUAUGUGCCGAAGUUCGACUUGGGUGUACCAUUCGUGCUCGAACCCCAAGAUGAUUCGCCGUUCAUGAAGUUCGGCAACGUAUACCCCGGUCAAGCUAUACCCGCACUGUACAACAAUCUCGUCCGCGCUCCUCUCUUCCGUCACAAACCUUACAACACUGACUUCCUUGUCGUUCGCCACACCUACAAGGGUCAAGUUACCUACUACUUGCGGGAGAUCAAGAACUUGUUCGUGGCUGGGCAAACCUACCCGGUUACCGAAGUUCCUGGUCCGCACUCCCGCAAGAUCACCAGCACCAUCAAGAACCGCCUGCAGAUCAUUGCCUUCAAGCUGCUCCGCAAGAGCGACGAGCAGCGUCUAAAGAUCCACCGGCUCAUGAAGUACUUCCCCGACCAAAAUGAGCUGCAGAUGCGCCAGCGGCUGAAGGAGUUCAUGGAAUACCACCGACGCGGCAUUCACCAGGGCUUCUGGCGGUUGAAGGACCACCUUACCAUCCCCUCGGACGCGGAGAUGCUGAAGAUGAUCACGCCCGAGCAGGUCGUCCUGAUGGAGAGCAUGCAGGUCGGGCAGCGACAUCUGGCGGACUGCGGGUACACGCAGACGGCGGAGGACUCGGACGACACGUCGAAUUUGUCCAUUGAGCAGCAGCUUGCGCCGUGGAUCACGACGAAGAACUUUAUUCUGGCGACGCAGGCGAAGGCGAUGCUGAAGUUGCAUGGGGAGGGUGAUCCGUCUGGGCGCGGGGAGGCGUUCAACUUCAUAAGGAUAUCGAUGAAGGAUAUCUUUGUGAAGGCGGGGGAGAACUAUGAAGAGAAGCUUGCGGAAGCAGAGAGCCGGCCCAAAUCUGCGCAUCGGUACAAUGUUGCGGAACAGCAACAAAUAUACAAGAGCGAAGUCGAGCGGAUAUGGAAGGCUCAGUUCGACUCGUUGAGCCGGAAGGACGAGCCGCCACUCACGGAGGAGGACGAGCGCGAGUUUGCUCGCAAAGCUCGCGACGCCGCUGCCGCCCAACAGCGUCCGGAGGGUAUGAGGGAUUCGCCUAUGCCUUCGGAUGACCGGGAGGCCAGCAUGGCCCCGGACUCGGUCAAGAAGGUUAUGCGUAUCAAACGCUUGAUCGACGGUGUCUGGAAGACGGAGAUCGUCCGCGAUCCCGCCGUCAUUCGCGCCUACAUCCGCAGCCGCCAGAUCCUCGAGGAAGAGUCGACGAUGGCCGACAGCCUCGCGCCGACGGGCGACGCCGAGAAGGACAAGCGUGCGAUGAAGCGUCUCGAGGAGGAGAUUGCGCGCAUGAAGAAGAACCAGGAACGGCGCCUGCACCGGAAGAACGCGAAGAUCGUGAAGGAGGGCGGCACGCCGAUGCAGCUGAACCGGCCUAUCAAGCCGGACACGACGCGUCGGUGUGGGCAUUGUGGGCAGAUUGGGCAUAUGAAAACGAACCGCAAGUGCCCGAGGUGGGCAGAGUUCAACAGUGCGACGCCGCCGAUGCCUGUACCUACGCCGGCGAGCAACAAUGCGGGACCAGCAAGCGUGACGAGCCCUCCGCCACCAGGUGGUAUGGGCUUCAACCGCGGUCCUGCGUUCGGCUUCCCUGCUGCUGUGCCUUCGCCGCUUGCGACCAGUCCGCCAGUCAGUGCGAUGGAUGUGGACGACGAUAUGGGGUCUUCGUCGCAGACUGGCGGGCCGAAGCUCAAGUUGACCUUGAAGAGGUCAUAGACUAUACAUAUAUUCUGUAUUGGACGUUCCUGUAUCAUAGUGUAAUCUACUGCUCUGCUAUCGUCGGAUGCUUUCAAGCAUCUGGAUCUCAUUCGCGAUGACCACUGGCUGUAGCCAACUGCCACCGAGAGAAUAGCUAUUCUUCCUUGU
This is a messenger RNA of Schizophyllum commune H4-8, 3232 nucleotides long. RefSeq lists its product as uncharacterized. Gene Ontology annotation, cellular component: transcription factor TFIID complex. NCBI's taxonomy places the organism in Eukaryota, Fungi, Basidiomycota, Agaricomycetes, Agaricales, Schizophyllaceae. The record is from RefSeq and is a predicted model, not a curated record. The coding region runs from base 23 to 3082 and encodes 1019 amino acids. The transcript has 10 exons. Gene Ontology annotation, molecular function: TBP-class protein binding; RNA polymerase II general transcription initiation factor activity; RNA polymerase II general transcription initiation factor binding. Gene Ontology annotation, biological process: RNA polymerase II preinitiation complex assembly; transcription by RNA polymerase II.